ACAACCCGCCUAACUGGUUCCCAACCUCGUGGCUCCCGCUCCAGCCUACACGAUUUCCCAAACAACCCUCUUGGAUCUCCCGCGCGCGAGAUCUUCCGUGAUGGCGUCACGGGGAGAACGCGCGCUUCUGUCGACUGCUUGCUUCACGUGAAGAAAUCGUUGCUUUGGUUACACAAUCACUGAGAAUGGGCGGCGGAGAGGAAAUGGGGGUGGGAUGUACGUUGGAGGCACCGCCCCGUUAAGUACCUGAACGCUCUGGUUUCGUCGUCACUGUCUGCUUGUAUUGCUUCGUGGAGCGGGAACUGGGUGAGGCUCUGCCUGGAAACUGGGACCGUUGCUUAGGCUGGAAUCGCACUCUCUGCCGUCUUGUACAGCUCCAGAUACACGCCGGCAUUAAGGAGGAUCCUUAAUCAGUUGGUCUGACAUCAGUUCCUGGAACAGAUAAUAAAGCACCUUGGAGACAAUGGAGUAAUUACUAGAACCCACUCAAGUUCUACACCUUGGAAAAGGGAGCUAAAUGCAUAGUUCCAAGAUAGGAGAUUCUUAGCUCAACAAUACUACAAGUGUGAAGGAUUUUGGAAUUCAUAGCAAAUGGCGGCACAGUGUGUAACGAAAGUGGAGCUGACCAUUUCUUGUAGCAAUCUUCUGGAUAAAGAUAUUGGGUCGAAGUCAGACCCACUGUGUGUACUGCUUCAGUACACAAGUGGACAGCAGUGGUACGAGGUUGAUCGCACAGAAAGAAUAAAAAACUGCUUGAACCCCAAAUUUUCCAAGAGAUUUCAAAUUGAUUACUACUUUGAGUUAGUCCAGAAGCUCAAAUUUGGGAUUUUUGACAUUGACAAUAAAACAGUAGAGCUGAGUGAUGAUGACUUCUUAGGUGAAUUUGAAUGCACACUGGGUCAGAUUGUUUCUAGCAAAACACUCACAAGGCCAUUAGUGCUGAAGAAUGGCAGACCUGCAGGAAAAGGAAUAAUUACGAUUACUGCUGAAGAAAUUAAGGAUAAUCGAGUGGUCAUAUUUGAAGUUGAAGCAAGGAAGCUGGACAAUAAGGAUUUUUUUGGGAAAUCUGAUCCAUAUUUGGAAUUUCACAAGCAGACCUCUGAAGGAAAUUGGGUGAUGGUGCACAGAACAGAAGUUAUUAAAAAUAACUUGAAUCCUGUCUGGAAGCCGUUUAAGAUCUCCCUCAACUCUUUGUGUUAUGGUGAUAUGGACAAAACAAUCAAGGUUGAGUGCUAUGAUUAUGACAGUGAUGGGUCACAUGAUCUCAUAGGGAUCUUUCAAACCACCAUGUCAAAACUGAAAGAAGCAUCUCGGCACUCACCAGUUGAAUAUGAAUGCAUUAAUGAAAAGAAGAAGCAAAAGAAGAAAAGCUACAAAAAUUCAGGCAUUGUGAGCAUUAAACACUGUGAGAUUAUCAUGGAAUGCACUUUCCUUGACUAUAUCAUGGGAGGUUGCCAGCUGAAUUUUACUGUUGGCAUUGACUUUACUGGCUCUAAUGGAGAUCCUCAUUCUCCACACUCCCUACAUUACAUCAGCCCAAAUGGGGUAAAUGAAUACCUGACUGCUAUUUGGUCUGUGGGGAUGGUCAUCCAGGACUAUGAUGCAGAUAAGUUGUUCCCAGCUUUUGGCUUUGGUGCUCAAAUCCCUCCCUCAUGGCAGGUGUCACAUGAGUUCCCAUUAAACUUUAACCCAUCAAACCCAUUCUGCAAUGGAAUUCAAGGUGUUGUGGAUGCAUAUCGGGUGUGCCUCCCUCAGGUAAAAUUGUAUGGACCCACCUACUUUUCUCCAAUCAUAAAUCAUGUGGCUAAAUUUGCUGCUGCAGCUACUCAGCAAAGAACAGCUUCACAAUAUUUUGUUCUCCUGAUUAUCACUGACGGAGUGAUAACAGACAUGGAUGAGACCAGAUCUGCCAUUGUUAAUGCUGCCAAGCUACCUAUGUCCAUUAUCAUUGUUGGUGUUGGAGGAGCUGAUUUCAGUGCCAUGGAGUUCCUAGACAGUGACAGUGGAGCUCUGAAAUCUCGUUCAGGAGAAGCAGCUAUUAGGGAUAUUGUCCAGUUUGUGCCAUUUAGACAGUUUCAGCAUGCUCCCAAAGAGGCUCUUGCCCAAAGUGUCCUGGCAGAAGUGCCACAGCAAGUAGUGAACUACUUCAGCACAUUCAAGCUCCAGCCUCCAAACAGGCCUACAACCAAGCAAGCGGAGAGCUGAGCAGGAAAUGCAGGCGUCAGUUCCUGAGAUGGGGGAAUCCCUGUACCACCUGCCUUUGUGGUGCCAGUGCAGUGUGGUGGAGAGAAACGCCUUUUGAAUGCAUUGCAUAAGACAUGAACUGUAAAGCUAGCCUCACUUACUUUCAUUCUGAAUUGCCAAAGGUGUAUUUUGUUUAACAGUCCAUUGCAGAUGAGAUUAAAAAGUAGUUCAGGCCUACAAAAGUUACAGUAUACAUCUUCAGGAAAACUGGAGUCCUUUCUUUCCAUAUUAUUUGCAUUUUUAGCAAAUACCUUCAGCACUGUCUCAUCCCAAAUCAGAAGCUGUUUUUGAAAAUGCUUCCUUGUAUUUUGUUGUGAGCAAGCCACAAUUAUACAUAUUUCUCCUGGUUUUAUUUGUGUGCCAUCAGUGAAAUUGUUUUGGCUGAUUUGUCUAAAAUGAUUGUGCAUUGUGUAAUAGAUGAAUUAUGUAAACUUGGUCCAAACAGGAAAACACAAAAUCAAUGCUAACAUGCAUGCAUGUGCUUUCUUCCAAGACCAAGAGUGCCUACCUUCGGUGCCCUUGUUUCACUUCAUGUUGACAUUAUCCUGGCACUACAAUUGUGUUAUAGUGAGGUGUCAGGUUGAUUUUUUAUUGUGACCAAUAAAUGCCAUAUCUACUUUUGUGGAUAGUAAUUCAUUUUGAAAUAUUAGUUGUUCUAAUUGAAGAGGUUAUCGCUAAAAGUCUGUAUGUUCAGUGGGUCUCUUGUAGCAGGCUAUUGAUUACUUUCAGUUUUUGUUAUGUAAACUUUGCACGCUUUUGCAUAACAUUUUAAAUUUUGAUCAGUGGUAGCAAAGCCAAGCCACCAGUGACUUAGUCAUUGAAAGGAAAACUAAGUCCCUGAAAUGUAGAAAUACGUUGUAGUCGGCUAUUGUAUAAUCAUUAUUUACUGGAUCAUUACUUCCUUCUUUCAGAAUAAGCUGCGCUUUGACUCCAAAAUCGACUCCAUAUGUUGAAUGAUGCCAUUAUUCAUUAACCUGAUUUGCCUGAACCAAACAACACACAGCCAUGCAUGAGUGGGAGGGAGUGAGCAUGUUGCAUGCAGUAUAUGAGCUUCUGCUUUUGUCCAGCAGUGCACAGUCAGCUGCUGUAGGUUGCUGAAUGCCUGAACUCAGACCUCUGGGUUAUUUAGGGGCUCAACAACUGCGCAGUUAACCUGUGGUGUGUUGUUUGCUGUGUUGUAUGGUUAACUGCCUUGUUUAUCAGUUUUCCUUGGCCUGUCACACUCAGCCACCUAUACAGGAGCCAAAUGUGAGAUAUUGAGUAAAAACAGAAAUGACAGUGUGCCCACAUUCUCCUUCUCCCUCACCCGUGGAUUGCCUUACAUGUGUGCUGGUUCAUUUUCAUUCUGAAUUUAGCAGUCCUGCCAAUAUCACUGUAUUUUAUAGGGAAACCCUACAGUAAAGUCUUAUAUUCUCCAUCUGGGAUUUUACUUUGUUUGCAGACUUGUCACUAGCAAAAGAAAACAGUAUUUUAUACAGGUUCUUAUCCCCCAUGCACUUCAUUCCUUGCAGUAUCUAAACUUUGCUGCACCUUUUCUUAAGACAGGCCAUCUCACAGCAGUAGUGUGGUCUCAACCUUGCAAAGUUUAUAAUUGACUGCUAAAUUUAUGUGGUCUUGAUCUUUUGAACAUCUCCUGGUAACUUAAUUCUAGAGCAAAACCUUUUAAAUAUUACUAAAAGAUUUACUUAGUAACAAAGUUUAUUUUACUUUGCCACUCCCUGUGCUUUUUCAGCAUGAAUUUCUUGACAACACGUUAGCACCACCUUGUGGUAGAAUAUAAUUACUGUUUCUGUAGCAGAAGGAACACCUACUUGUUACUAUUUCCUAUUUUCAAAGCAGAACUGUAGCUCUGAGGAAAACAUUUUGUAUUAUGGGCUUUGCGUGAACUGCACCAGACCUUUGAGUUCCCUUUUCUCUGAAGUCAGGUAGUUCUAGCUACCUCCUGCUUUUCUACUUUUAAACCACAUCAUUCACAUGGGCAUGUAAGCUGCAUGUGUACAUGUGAAACAACAAAUGGAAUCUAUAGAAGUCUUUAAGCUGAGGUGUGGUGUGUACAUAAUGAAUUUAUGUACUGUAUUCUUACAAAAGGGAAAUACCAAAAGCUUUGGCUGGAAUCAUGAUAAGCCAAAACAAACAGAACAAUAGUUUCGUUCUUCAGAAUGAAUAGGAAACUCAAAGAUGUUCCUUGCCCCUUGAGUUCUUUGCAUCUGACUGUACAGGACCUCAGCAGUGCAAUAUUCAAAAUAAAAGGUGUCAUUAAGGAUGCUUGGAUGGGGCUUAUGCUUUCUGACUGGAAGAUUGGGAUGCUUCAGGAUUUGGCCAUGACUGCAGCCAGGUUUUUAACUGGCUAAUUCAAAGGUGCACGUGUAAGUUAGUUGGCAGGGUGGUGCCAUGGCAAUCCAGUAGGAAUUGUAUGCAUGUAUGUAUGGUUACAGGGAACAAAGAGGGGAAGCAAGUAUGUUCUGUUACUCCUAUCUCUCUGUGGCAGUUCCAGAAUAUUAGCAACUUUCCUGGUACCUUUUCAGUCUGCUUCAUUAACCAAAAAUGUAUUCUUGUGCAAAGGUAAUGCCUUUGGUGAUACCAGUUAAAUCAAUAGCAUGCCAUACAUUUGCCAUACAUAUUUCAGAAAGCUAGAACAUCUGAACCUGCUUUGGAACAAAGGGUAGGCAACCUGUCUUCCUUCAGAUGUGUUUGAUUGCAGUUCUCGUCUGCCUCAGCCACUGUAGUCAAUGGUCAUGGGAUGUAGUUAUCAUAUUUAGGGGCUGCAAACUUGCCUACCCUGUAAUAUGCUGUUACUUGUAUAAUACUGUUUCCUAUAUUUGAUGAUGAUAAAUGUGAUAGAAUCUUAGUGCCAUACAGAACAAUUUAUUAAACUCCUCAUUCUUCCUAA
Molecule: messenger RNA, 5134 nt
Organism: Varanus komodoensis (Komodo dragon)
Lineage: Eukaryota; Metazoa; Chordata; Lepidosauria; Squamata; Varanidae
Gene: CPNE3
Product: copine 3
Exons: 18
Coding region: 592-2205 (537 amino acids)
Biological process (GO): cellular response to calcium ion; ERBB2 signaling pathway
Cellular component (GO): plasma membrane
Molecular function (GO): calcium-dependent phospholipid binding; receptor tyrosine kinase binding
Source: RefSeq, a predicted model, not a curated record